Pediculus humanus corporis (human body louse) is the source of this 426-nucleotide messenger RNA. Its product is annotated as synaptobrevin, putative. The transcript is spliced from 5 exons. Gene Ontology annotation, molecular function: SNAP receptor activity; syntaxin binding. Gene Ontology annotation, biological process: vesicle fusion; vesicle-mediated transport. Gene Ontology annotation, cellular component: plasma membrane; SNARE complex. The record is from RefSeq and is a predicted model, not a curated record. The coding region runs from base 1 to 426 and encodes 141 amino acids. Lineage: Eukaryota; Metazoa; Arthropoda; Insecta; Psocodea; Pediculidae.
AUGAAUUUUCCAAGUGUCGUGGCUACCGAAAGUGGACCAGGCGGUCAUCCAGGUGCAUUACAACCACAGGUUGGACCAGAUGGUGAACCAAUUGGAGGACCUAGAACACCACAACAGAUUGCUGCUCAGAAAAGGUUACAGCAAACUCAAGCCCAAGUCGAUGAGGUAGUUGAUAUAAUGAAAACAAAUGUAGAAAAAGUAUUGGAAAGAGAUCAGAAACUUUCCGAACUCGAUGACAGAGCUGAUGCUUUGCAACAGGGAGCAUCACAAUUCGAACAACAAGCAGGAAAAUUAAAACGAAAAUUUUGGUUACAAAAUUUGAAAAUGAUGAUCAUAAUGGGUGUCAUCGGUUUGGUUAUUUUGGCUAUUAUCAUAGAUUUCAAGCAAGAAAUUCAUUUGAAAAUCAUUUUAAAUUCAUUUAAUUAA